Molecule: messenger RNA, 1896 nt
Organism: Dendrobium catenatum
Lineage: Eukaryota; Viridiplantae; Streptophyta; Magnoliopsida; Asparagales; Orchidaceae
Product: ubiquitin-like domain-containing protein CIP73
Exons: 12
Coding region: 226-1653 (475 amino acids)
Cellular component (GO): BAT3 complex
Molecular function (GO): misfolded protein binding; polyubiquitin modification-dependent protein binding
Source: RefSeq, a predicted model, not a curated record
AAGCUACAUAACUGGAACGGCCUUGCUCCAUACACGGAUCCUCUCACACAUGUCUACGACUUACGCGGCAAAGCGUUGCCCUCUUCUCUGCUUACAGUCUUCAAGAAGGAGCUCUGAGAUGCCUUCAGUCAGGCGAAGAAGGCUACAAACGAAAAGUUCCAACGGCUAUCCUCUGCAUUUUCAUCUGGAAAUCAAUCUUAUUAUCCAUUUCCGAAAUCGUCAAGGAUGGCGCAUGAAUCCAGCUUGAAGGACACUAGUUCAAUCCAGGGCACCGGUGAAAGUUCAGACUCAAGUUUUGAGAUCAAAAUCAAAACUCUCGAUUUCCAAACACAUUCCUUCCGUGUGAAUAAAAAUAUGCCCAUAUUAGCUUUGAGGGAGGAGGUAGUGACUAAAAUUGGCGUUCCCUUGGAAAAACAGCGGCUACUCUAUAAAGGGAAGGUUCUCAAGGAUCACCAAUUGCUAUCGGAGCUCAAUUUGACAGAUGGAGACACUAUGCAUUUAGCUGAAAGGCGGCUAGUUCCUGUUUCCUCAACUGUUGCCGCUGAGACAUCAAGAAGUAGCAGCCAGCAAGGUGCCGGAGCAGAAAGUUCUCAGAACUCAAGAAGGACUCGGUCAACUAACUCAGUAAAUCUAGGGCUUAUAUUUCAGAGUCAACCAGCAUCCUCUCUUUCAUUUUUUGAAUCGCCUUGGCGAAUUUCCAAUGAACAGGAGCUAUUUCCUGAUACUUUGACGACUGUCAAUGAUUUCAUUGAUCGGAUGAAUGGGGAGUUUCAAAGUUGUUGUAACUCAUUGAACAAUGAUCAGCAUCAGCUGCUUUCACUGAACAAUGAUCAGCAUGAGAUCCUUUCGAGGGGCACAAUAACUGCAACUUUACCAGCCCUUCAAACUUUGAGUAUUGUUUUGUGGCGAGCAGCACAGCUUCUUAGGGAAAAUGCAACCACGGCUCUUUCAAAUCUAUCCACACAUUUGCUAAGAAUAGAAAACAGCGAUGACCAAGUCUUGCGAGGUCAGACACAGUUUGGAGCAGUGCAGUUUGGUUUAGCAAUGCAGCAUCUGGGAGCCUUGUUCUUAGAGCUUGGCCGAGCAUCGAUGUCUCUACGCCUUGGGCGAAGGCCAAGGGAGUCAUCUGUAGAAACUGGAGGCUCUGUUUAUAUAUCUUCAACAGGGCCAAAUCAAAUAAUGGUUGAGCAAUUUCCUCAUCAAUCAUUGCAUCCAUUUCGGGUGCAUCGCCCUCGCCCUGUCCAUUAUAGGCAAGAAGAAUUUGUACCUGUAGUUUCAGCUUCUCAAAUUUCUGGUUCUGCACUACGUACAGGGCCUCCUUCAGGAUCUAAUACUGUCCCGACACUUGAAGGUCAGGCAACUGAAUGCAGAACACAAUCUGACACAGGCAAUGAUGGGAUGAGACUUUCUGAUCUCGAUGUUUCUCGGCAGGUUGAGCAGCAGGUUGAUCUUGGCCAAACUGUUGAAAGAAUUGCUCGUGAAACUAGAAAUGUGUUCGGAGAAUUACUUGAAGAUACUGUUAACCAACAUGGAGAACUUAAUGUUUAUGAAGACAUCGUCGAACUUAGUAAUGAAGAAUUUGCCGAUGAAGUCAUGGAGUGUUUGAGACGUUAUAUCAAUCGUAGGGAUGCAUUGGAGUCUGUUAAUUAUUAAAGGAUAAAUGGUGCAUAGCUCGGAUUUCCUCUUGCGAUUUUGCUUUCCUCUGCUUAGAUUUUAAUCUUUCUGUGGAUUUGGAGCUUUUAACAAACUGUUUGGUCAUGAAUAAAAAGCUACCAUAUGCUUUUGGUUUCGGUUUUCAGAAUUUAUGUACGUUGCAUGAACUGCAGAAUGCUACAUUAAUCUCUAAUAAAAUUAUCUCUGCUGGCUUUAAAGCGCAACAGUCGAAUCAUCCCAUGA